AUGCAGAGAAUCAGUCAGAGCAUUUAUGUACUCAAGAACGAUGGGUUUGGAGAUGAGAAAUUUUUCAACUGCAUCGUUGCUGAAAGUCUAGAUAAUGAAGAGCAAUCAACGCUGGUUGGUUACUGCUUGUAUUUCUAUGGCUACUCAACAUUUGAGGGAAAGCACUUAUACAUGGAGGACAUAUAUGUACAUCCAGGCCAUAGGGGAAAGGGCUGUGGAAGUCGCAUGUUACAGCAGCUUGCACAGGUUGCGGUGACUACCAACUGCUGUAAGAUCCAGUUUGUGGUGCUAAACUGGAAUGAUCAAGCUCUGAAAUUCUACGAGAAGAUUGGAGCUGUUGACUUGACAGCUGCGGAGGGCUGGCACCUAUGUAGAAUAUCGAGAGCAAACUCCGAAAAGCUAGCAGCAAGAAUUCCUUUGCAUCGAGGAUGCUAAAGAUUAAUGACUCUAGAUUUCUGUAGAUGUGCUAUAGAUAAAAUAUUCCUUCAAACAAAUGCUUUAUUAUACAAAGUAUUUAUUAGUACAUGUAUUAUGUCAGUAAAACGUUGAAGAUUUUUUCCAACAAUUGACAUAAAACUGCUCAUGAUAUUCACAACAGAUGUAAUAAAUAUUCUGCAUGAUGUCACGUAAUAUCAACUUACUCGAUAAAGCUAAAUUGUCUCAAUGUACAAGAAAACAUUUCAAAAUUGUACUCAGUAAUAAACCAUCAUGUCCUACGUAGUUCAUAA
Molecule: messenger RNA, 728 nt
Organism: Priapulus caudatus
Lineage: Eukaryota; Metazoa; Priapulida; Priapulimorpha; Priapulimorphida; Priapulidae
Product: diamine acetyltransferase 2-like
Exons: 4
Coding region: 1-435 (144 amino acids)
Molecular function (GO): N-acetyltransferase activity
Source: RefSeq, a predicted model, not a curated record